AUGCUUGGCCAAGUUACUUUUGGUUGGAUAGACAAACGUUGCAAACAAGCAACUGGUUGUUAUGCUAAAGUAUUUGGAGGAAUUUCAUUAAUUUUAACUGACGAUCCAGGUCAGUUACCACCAGUGGCUGAUAAACCUCUUUAUCAUGCAAAGCCAUCUAGCACUGUUGGUGAACAAGCAAAAAAAAUUCCUUCUGAUGACAUGUCUGGGUUAGAACCAGUUGUUUUUCUGGCUAAAGGUGCCAGAGUUAUGCUAACCAUGAAUUUGUGGUCAACUGUAGGCCUAUGUAAUGGAGCUACGGGAAAAGUUGUUGAUAUUAUUUUUCACGACAACCAUCAACCACCAGACUUGCCUAUUGCAGUCAUAAUUGAGUUUGAAAACUAUAGAGGUCCUGCUUUCAAUGUAGACAAACCAUUUUGUGUUCCAAUAUGUCCAAUCACAGUCUCUUCACAAUUAGAAACUGGAUAUCAUGAGAGGCAACAGCUGCCUCUAAGACUCGCUUGGGCUCUAACAAUACACAAGAGCCAAGGACUAACACUUCCCAAAGCGUGGAUAGAUAUUGGCAAGUCUGAAAGAACUGCCGGAGUUUCAUACGUUGCAAUAAGCAGGGUAAAAUCAAUUUUAUCUUGUGUCAUUGAACCAAUGACUUACGAGCGAUUAACAAGCUUGAAAUCAUCAGCCAAUUUACAAUACAGGAUUGAAGAGGAAAACCGCUUAGAUAGUUUAGCACAGACUUCUUAUAGCAGUGCUUUUUAAUGAACAAAUUUUACAGCUACUUUAUUUAAUAUAAUGUGUAAUCAGUCCUAUACAACAAAUCAAUUUCAUGGCCAUAAUCACUGCAUGUAUAAUGUAUGUAAAUAAGAUCAUCAGCAAAUACGAUAAACGUAAGUUAUUUUUUCAGGCUUAUUACAUUGCCUUCUCAUAUUCCCCUUUUUAUGAUAAUGCAACAGUUUU
Messenger RNA from Xenia sp. Carnegie-2017, 954 nucleotides. RefSeq names its product ATP-dependent DNA helicase PIF1-like. The record is from RefSeq and is a predicted model, not a curated record. The transcript is spliced from 2 exons. NCBI's taxonomy places the organism in Eukaryota, Metazoa, Cnidaria, Anthozoa, Malacalcyonacea, Xeniidae. The coding region runs from base 1 to 756 and encodes 251 amino acids.